UGUCAAGAUUUCCAUGGUUUCCUCCAGCCAACAUCAUGGAAGGUUGCAAUGAUGUUGAUGUUGAUGAAAAUAAAUUUGAUCCAUAUGAAGCACCGACUGAACUCAGUAGUAUCCAACUAGUAGUCGUCUAAUACAUAGAUAUACGUACAUAACCUAUCGAAGUACCUAAUCUAAAUACAGUAAGCGUCUAGAAACGUGCCGCCGGCGGCGGCGGCGGUGUGCGACAGACCGGAAACAUCGUAUGACGCAAGACGAGACAAAAAAGAAAAAAAUACCGUUUCCAAUCACAGACCAGCCACCUUGACAUCACGUGACCUUGACUCUGGUGAAAUUCACAGAACCUAUUUAGAGAUAACUCAUUAGCUGCGCUUAUUUCGGGAUGGUUUUUUUUUUUUUCGUCGUCUUCGGUGUUAAUUAGUGGUGUCUUGUGAGAAGAUCACUGGGCCAAGUUUAUCUCGUUUUAGGGAUGUAGAUGUAACUAUAGAAAGUUUUAUAUGACGCCGAUGAAACACAUUGGCAAGAAUCACAAUAAAAUCUAUGUUAACGUUGCAUUUGCCACUGGCAUUUCAGUGUAAUCUUCAGCAAUUCAGUUAGUUUUAACUAGACAGAAGUUAAUUAUAGUGAGUCAUGUGGAGCACUGGUGUGAUGCCAAAUCGUUUAUUUCUGUGAAUACCUGCGAGUGCGGGCGUGAGCGGCGCGCGGUCACAUCGCUCGCUCCACGGGACAAUACGGCCUCUGCCCUGCGCCUUGACAUUAAAACUAUGUAUUGCCAAUAAGUAUAUAAAGUAAGAGAAAUCUGUGGACAAGUAUCAUUUGGCAAUCAUUGCCCAACAGUGAUAAUGAGGGCGGCAGUGUUGUUGGGAGUCCUGGCGGUGGCGGCGGCGGCGGCGGCGCGGGACGUGCGCGGCAAGCGGGAGGCGGACUUACUGCCGGCCCCCACCGAGCACUGGGAGCAGGGGGCGGGGGGCGAGGGGCACAGCGAGCACCACGCCGAACACGGAGAGGAAGGAGAGAAGGGCUACAAGGGACACCACCACCACGAGCACGGGAAGAAGGGCCAUCACCACAAGGAGGGCCACAAGGGACACUACGGCGAGCACGGCGGACACAAGCACCACCACCACCACGACGACGGGUACUACGACGAACACCACCACGGGGAGAAGGGGGAAAAGGGCCACGGGUUUGAGGAGGAGGGACACUACAAGAAGGGACACUCCAUAAAAGGCCACCACGGAGUCCACAAGGUAGAUGAGUUUAAAAAAGACAAGCAUUUCCAUGAUAAACACGGUGAGUCCGGAUUUGAAGAAUCUCACGGGGGGCACCACAACGAAGGGGGGUACAAGAAAGGGGGAGAGUUCCACAAGGGGCAUAAGCACAGCGGGCACCAUGAGCACGAGCACGGCCACAAGGGGCACUAUGAGAAGGGGGGGCACCACCACGACCACAAGGGAUUCCAUGACGAGGGGGGGCACCACGAGCACCACCACCACCACCACGACCACGGCAAGAAGGGGGGGCACGAGGACCACAAGCACUGGGGGUGGGGACACUAAUUAGUGAUUUGAGCUGUUUUGUUAUUGUUGAUACUAUUUGUGAUACUUGAUUAAAUUAUUUCAAUUAA
Molecule: messenger RNA, 1624 nt
Organism: Plutella xylostella (diamondback moth)
Lineage: Eukaryota; Metazoa; Arthropoda; Insecta; Lepidoptera; Plutellidae
Source: RefSeq, a predicted model, not a curated record